ACGAUAACCUAAAAGGGGACUGCUGGAAGAUCACUUGCUCGAAACAAGCUCAAACUCAUCCACCAUGGCUCCCUCCGUCUCCGAGGCAGGCCCUGUGGCGCCGCUGCCCACCAAGGCAGGCCCCGAAAGCCAGUCGACCGCGCGCUACCAGAGCAUCGCGCGGAACCACAUUGCCCCUGCGCUUGGCCGGCUGCGCGACCAUGUCUUUACGUCGGGCCGCGGGCUGCGCGUCGAGACGAGCGACGGCCGCUCCCUGCUCGACUUCACUGCGGGCAUCGGCGUCACCUCGCUGGGCCACUGCCACCCCGCAGUGACAGAGGCCAUCGUCAAGCAGGCCUCGGCGAUCGUCCACGUGCAGUGUGCCAUUGCGCUGAGCGAGCCAUACACAGACCUCGUCGAGCAGCUCGUGGGCAUGAUGCCGUCGCCGAGCCUGGACAGCUUUUUCUUUUGGAACUCGGGCUCCGAGGCCAACGAGGCGGCCAUCAAGAUCGCACGCGCCCACACGCGACGCAACAACAUCGUCGUCAUGCAGGGCGCCUACCAUGGGCGCACAUCGGGCGCUGCGGCCCUGACGCGAUCCAAGACGAGCUUCUUUGCGCGGUCGGGCCCGCUGAUGCCCUGCGUCUUCACUACCGCCUUUCCCUACUGGCAUGCGCUGGGCGUGCCUGCCUCGACGCCAGAGGACGAGCUGGUGCGGCUGGCCGUGCACCAGCUCGAGCAGACGCUGCAGCAGCAGAGCGCGCCAGAAGAUACAGCCGCCAUCUUCAUCGAGCCCGUCCUGGGCGAGGGCGGCUACGUGCCUGCGCCGGCGUCCUUUAUGCGUGCGCUCCGUGGCGUGUGCGACCGGCACGGCAUCCUCCUGGUUGCCGACGAGGUCCAGACGGGCUUCGGCCGGACGGGCCGCACGUUUGCCGUCGAGCACAGCGGCGUGACGCCCGAUGUCAUGGUGUUUGCAAAGGGCUUUGCCAACGGCAUGCCCCUGUCGGGCGUCGUCACGCGCCGCGACAUCAUGGCCAGCAUGCCCGCGGGCUCGCUUGGCGGCACGUACUCGGGCAAUGCCGUCGCAUGCGCCGCUGCCCUGGCGACGACGCGCUACAUGCAGCGCCACGACGUGCUUGCGAAUGUCAAUGCGCGCUCGGCGCAGCUGUUCGCGGGACUUCGCACCUUGCAGAGCGAGCUUCCCGAUGUCAUUGUCGAUGUCCGUGGAGCCGGGCUCAUGGUGGCACUCGAGUUCACCCAGCCGGGCACCAACAAGCUCGUCCAGGACGCGUGCUACGACCGCGGCCUCGUCGUGCUCACCACGUCCAUCUACCCCGUCCUGCGCUUCAUCCCCGCGCUCGUCGUCGACGAGGCCGAGAUGGCCGAGGCCCUCGCCAUCAUCCGCCAGUCUGUCCUCGCUGUCGUGGCCGCCGCUAUCUGAACUCAAUUCCACUUCUGCUAGCCACUCUUCAUAUCUCAGCCGCUUUUCAUUUCAUAUUUUGCCUAUUUCG
Messenger RNA from Acaromyces ingoldii, 1490 nucleotides. Its product is annotated as putative ornithine-oxo-acid aminotransferase. Gene Ontology annotation, molecular function: identical protein binding; pyridoxal phosphate binding; transaminase activity. NCBI's taxonomy places the organism in Eukaryota, Fungi, Basidiomycota, Exobasidiomycetes, Exobasidiales, Cryptobasidiaceae. The transcript is spliced from 2 exons. Bases 65 to 1420 code for a protein of 451 amino acids. The record is from RefSeq and is a predicted model, not a curated record.